Messenger RNA from Aspergillus ruber CBS 135680, 1545 nucleotides. RefSeq names its product MAGE-domain-containing protein. Gene Ontology annotation, biological process: DNA repair. The coding region runs from base 1 to 1545 and encodes 514 amino acids. The transcript has 5 exons. NCBI's taxonomy places the organism in Eukaryota, Fungi, Ascomycota, Eurotiomycetes, Eurotiales, Aspergillaceae. The record is from RefSeq and is a predicted model, not a curated record. Gene Ontology annotation, cellular component: nucleus.
AUGGGAGAAGUAACCGUCAACGGCGAGAAGGCCCAUUACUCGCAGUUCCUGGACCACCUCACCUCCUACCCUAUCAUCUCCAACUCCAUCGCAACCUUCAAGGGCAACAAGUACGGUGCCAAGUCGCUGCACUACGCAGACCAAGGAUACACCCGUCUAGCCAAGCCCGUCCUACCUUAUUUGUCCAUGCCGUAUAGCUAUGUGUCACCGUACCUGAUCAGAGCGGAUACUUUGGGCGACAAGGGGCUGUCUCAGAUUGACACGCGGUUUCCCAUCAUCAAGGAGGAUACAGACAAGUUGAGGACUACAAUUUACGAAGGUGCACAGGGGUCCGUUCGCAUUGUGGUCGAUGUGAAGGGCCACCUUGUCGAGCUGUAUGGGACCGAGUAUAAGAAGUGUGGUGGGGACGGAUUGGUUGCGAGCGGUAAGGCCUUUAUCACCACCGGUCUUAUCCUGUCGCAGGAGUCGUUGGCCUAUGUUAGCUCUUUGUUGCAGACGAAGAAAGAGCAGGAUAAGGAUGCUGUGCAAGAAAAGGAUAAUCCCUACCUGGAUGUCUCUCCCUUCCCGUCGAGCCAACAAGACUCAAGUAGAUGGCUCAGAUCCCGACACACCUACGCCUCAUCCCCGGCCGGCCUCUCCACCCAGCAACCCCGCCGCCGCCGCCAUGAAACCGAAAUCACCCAAGCAGACUCAGAAUCCAUAGCAGACAGUAGCGAUGACUCCGAAGACGAUGAAAACGGCGCGAUCCACGCGCCAAGCAGCACGGACGUGAUGGUGAAGAAACUAGUGCGUCUGGCGCUGGCGAGCGAGUACUCGCGACAGGUUAUCCGGCGGACAGAUAUUAGCGCGAAGGUAUUAGGGGAGCAGGGUGCGAGGCAGUUUAAGGCUGUUUUUCAGGGUGCACAGAAGGCGUUACAGGAGAGGUUUGGGAUGCAGAUGGUGGAGUUGCCGGGGAAGGAGAAGGUUACUAUCAGUCAACGGAGGGCCGCGCAAAAGACCGAAAAGCCUUCCUCAAGCAACAAGUCAUGGAUUCUAAACAACACUCUCCCGUCCCAUUACCGCACACCCCAAAUCCUCCCUCCAACCAAGGCUCCCAUGGAAUCCACUUACACCGGUAUCUACAGCUUCAUAAUCGCCGUGAUCCUGCUCAACGGCGGCGCGUUACAGGAGUCUAAAUUAGAGCGAUACCUGAAGCGCACAAACGCAGACACCCACACGCCCAUCGACCGUACAGACAAGCUCCUCCAGCGACUCUGCAAGGAAGGCUACCUCAUCCGCAAUCGGGAGAUGGACGGUGGUGAGGAAAUCAUUGAAUAUAUGGUUGGGCCGCGGGGGAAGAUGGAGGUUGGGAUUCAGGGUGUUGCGGGGUUGGCGAGGGAGGUAUAUGGACGGGCUGCGGAGACGGAAGAUAUGACUGCUUUGGAGAGGGAUCGGAUGGAGGAGUUCGAGCAGCGGCUGGCGAGGAGUUUGGGGAUGAGGAGGUCUGAGAGAACUGCUGAGGUUGAAAAUGAGAAUGAAGAAGAGGAUCAGGGGGGGAGACGGUGA